Messenger RNA from Exophiala oligosperma, 1648 nucleotides. RefSeq lists its product as uncharacterized. The record is from RefSeq and is a predicted model, not a curated record. The transcript has a single exon. Bases 548 to 1552 code for a protein of 334 amino acids. Lineage: Eukaryota; Fungi; Ascomycota; Eurotiomycetes; Chaetothyriales; Herpotrichiellaceae.
GAAUGUUGCACAGAUGCGCGGCCAGCAUCAGAGGCCCUUGAACAGGUAUACAAAGGUGCCUAGGCUGAAAAUCAAGGAUACUCAUGGAUUUGGCGGGCCAAGCCAAGUACAGGCAGCCGCCAUUUGCAACGCCGAGUAGAUGAAAAGUGAGAGAUUUCUCAAGUAUGGGGAUGGGCCGGUAUUUCGGUGGUUGACGGUGGAGACGACGAGGAACUAUCAAAUUUCCCCAUUCGGGUCUCUUUUCGGGCCUCCGGAGAUAAUGAUUCCCACUGACGGUCAUUCACGGAUUUGGCAUUGUCCUCAAACAGUUAUUCAGCCAUCUGACGCUUUGUGCACCUACACAUCAAGUCAAGGCUUGGAAAUCAUUUCACUGUGAUCGCAGGUGCCUAUGUGGUGGGAUAUAAAAUAAUGGGCGCCGCCAUGUACACUCGACUGGUCCGAUCAAUCGUUCUAUUCUUGAAGACUCCAGUCAAACGGCGAUUCUACCUGCCUGCUGCACACCACAAUCCUCAGCCCAGGAAGAUUAUUUUAAGUAUCUUUCAUCGACAUGGUCGGCUAUAUACAAUUUCUCCGAGGCCAAUUCCAGACGCCGCCUCUACCUAAGGUCGAUCUAACGGGCCGCGCCAUUGCGAUCACUGGUGCGAAUUCCGGGCUUGGACUGGAAGCCGCCAAACAAUUGGUUCAGCUCAACUGUAGCACUAUCGUACUGGUAUGCCGCUCGCUGUCCAAAGGGGAACAGGCCAGGAAAAUCAUUGAAGCAACACCGAGCGGCAACGGUCAGAAGCCAAAAUUCGUUCUUCUCGAGCUUGAUCUCGGCUCUUUUUCCAGUGUUGUUGCCUGCGCUGAGAAAUUCAAAGAACUUCCACGCUUGGAUGCCGCUAUUCUCAAUGCUGGGGUAGAACUUCACAAGUUUUCACUGUCCGAGGGUUAUGAGAGUACGAUCACCGUGAAUGUGAUUUCGACCUUUCUCCUCGCGACCUUACUGAUCCCGACAUUACGACAAUCAGCCACGAAAUACAACAUCACGCCCGUCAUAGCCGUGACUGGAUCAGCCGUACAUUUUUGGGCCAAGACACAGGAUCUUACCACUCCUCCAGACGGACAAAUCCUCACAACGCUUUCCGACCCCAAGAAAACGGCCAUGGGUAACGACCGAUAUUUCCUGAGUAAACUUCCUGUGAUGCUCCUGGUGAAACGUUUUGCGAAAGUGCUCACGGCAUCGGCGGAAUCUGACCCUAUCGGCAAGCCAUUGGUCGUCAUCAACAACGUCGCUCCAGGAUUUUGCAAUACCAAUCUCUUUCAGGACGCCGGAGCAGCAGCAAAGGUCGUGGCUAAAUUUGCAGCUCGAUCUGGUGAACACGGGGCACGGACUCUGGUCCAUGGCGGGACGGCCGGGAAGGAAACCCACGGCCAGUAUCUGAGCGAAUGUGAAGUCAAGCCAUACAGUCCGUUUGUCAAGAGCCAGGAAGGUGAUCAGACAGCAGAGAGGCUGUGGGAUGAAUUGAGCGUCAUCUACGAGAAACUCCAGCCUGGGUGUACGAAAGAAUUGUAACUUGGAUGGACUGGGACAUGUAAACAUACGGGUAAUGAUCGUGGCCAAUGGAUAAUAAUCGAUUUCUAUUAGUGCUCAAGUUGUUCCUCUUUUUCG